Cucurbita moschata (crookneck pumpkin) is the source of this 831-nucleotide messenger RNA. RefSeq lists its product as uncharacterized. The coding region runs from base 209 to 640 and encodes 143 amino acids. The transcript has 2 exons. Lineage: Eukaryota; Viridiplantae; Streptophyta; Magnoliopsida; Cucurbitales; Cucurbitaceae. The record is from RefSeq and is a predicted model, not a curated record.
GAUAAUUCUGAGAAAUUUCGGAAUUCGAUUAUUUCAUAAAAUUCAAAGGAUAAUUUAGUGGAACAAACGCCGCGCUGCGCUGUGGAGAAGAAAAUAAGAGGCGGUCCGGAGUCGGACAUCACUUGUGGCGGCUAUUUGAUUUCGGUGGAAUCGGCCACCAGGAGAUUCAGUUAGACCCUACCCGUUACCUCUGGGGGAGAGGAAGAUCAUGGCGUCGAUAUGCCUGCUCAGCUCUAAAACCCUAGUCUUACCGUCGGCGGCUUAUCUACCAAUAUCCUCUUCAUCUUCUACUACCCAUAGUUGCUGUUUUGGCGGCUGCAGAUUCUCUUUCCCAAGCAAGCCCAUUUCGACUUCUAAUUUGAUUGUUGUUAGAAGGAGAACGGGGAGGCAUGUGGUUCGAAUGGCCCCGGAGGAAGAGAAGAUCACUCGUCGCAAUCCACUCGAUUUCCCAAUUGAGUGGGAGAGGCCAAAGCCAGGGCGUAGGCCAGACAUCUUUCCUCAGUUUAGCCCCAUGAAAACACCAUUGCCACCACCAUUGCCUUGUGAUCCCCCUGAAGAGGAUGAGGAGGAGGAAGAGAAAAAAGAGGAAGAAGAGGAAAAUCCUGACAAGGAAAAUCCAGAUGAGCCCGAGAAGCAGUAGAUGAUUUUGAAGAACUCCUUGAGUUUUUUUUCCCCUUUUCCAUCUUCACUUUGUUUUUUGAUAGGCUGAAAGCAAUAGAUAUCCCCAGGGGACGAUGAGCUGAGAUAGUCAACUGAACCAAACAUGUUUGACUGCUACUACUGAUAUUGCAAUUCUAUAUUAAAUUAAAAAUCUUUUUAGGACUUCCCAUU